Molecule: messenger RNA, 963 nt
Organism: Saprolegnia parasitica CBS 223.65
Lineage: Eukaryota; Oomycota; Saprolegniomycetes; Saprolegniales; Saprolegniaceae
Exons: 4
Coding region: 1-963 (320 amino acids)
Molecular function (GO): GTPase activity; ATP hydrolysis activity
Source: RefSeq, a predicted model, not a curated record
AUGGCCGAAGCUCUGAGCACGACGACGACGCCCCGAACCCCUAUGCCCACGACGCUCCUCGUGAUUGGCAUGGCUGGCAGCGGUAAGACGACGCUGAUGCACCGCCUGGCUGUACAUGCGGCCGAGCAGCAGCGCGAGCAUCGCCAGUACGUGGUCAACCUUGAUCCCGCCGUCAAGCAGGUCCCGUACGGUGCCCACAUCGAUAUCCGCGACACGGUCGACUACAAGCAGGUCAUGACCGAGUAUGGUCUUGGCCCGAACGGCGCCAUCAUGACGUCGCUCAACCUCUUUGCGACGCGUUUCGACCAAGUCGUCGAACUCAUCCAGAAGCGUGCGCCUGAUCUCGACUACGUGGUCGUCGACACGCCUGGUCAGAUUGAGGCCUUCACGUGGUCUGCGUCGGGCGCGAUCAUCACCGAGUCGCUGGCGACGUCCUUCCCGACUGUUGUCGUCUAUGUGCCCAACACGUUCAUGUCCAACAUGCUCUACGCGUGCAGCAUUCUGUACAAGGUCAAGCUGCCCUUCAUCGUGCUCUUCAACAAGACGGACGUCGUGACGCACGACUUUGCUGUCGACUGGAUGACGGAUUUUGAAGCCUUCCAGACCGCGCUCGACCAGACCAACGAAGAAAGCUACAUGAACACGCUCUCGCGCUCGCUCAGCUUGGUCCUUGAGGAGUUUUACUCCAACCUGCGCCAUUGCGGCGUCUCGGCAGCGACGGGCGCCGGCAUGGACGAGUUCUUCAAGGUUGUUGCCGAAGCCACGAACGAAUAUUACGAAGAGUACCUCCCCGACCUUAUGUACCGCAUCGAACAGCAAAAGAUCAAGGCUGACAAGAAGAAGGACGUCAACCUCGAGAAGGUCAUGAAGGACAUGACCGUCAAGGACGAGGACGAGGUGAAGAGUCCGCCUCCCGCGCCCACUGUCGCCGUGCCUCCGCAAGGCGAUCGCACGGAGCUCUAA